Molecule: messenger RNA, 1535 nt
Organism: Brassica napus (rape)
Lineage: Eukaryota; Viridiplantae; Streptophyta; Magnoliopsida; Brassicales; Brassicaceae
Exons: 1
Coding region: 580-1275 (231 amino acids)
Biological process (GO): shoot system development; root development
Source: RefSeq, a predicted model, not a curated record
AAUCUUUCAAACCUUCAAUGCAUAUGGCAUUAUUAAACCGACAUGGCACUACAAAUAAAACCGUGGAACAUCUCUAUACAAAAAUAAAAUAAUAUAUGAAAAUAAAUAAUAUAUAAAUAAUUCUUUCUGAUAUUGAUUCCUUACAAUCCAGAUAAUUACAAAUUUACACUAGCUGGCUUGGUUCAUGAAUGAUUUCUGACAAAAAGUAUUCGCUUAUAAUUUACAUUUAGAAUUGUAAAUUUUGUUUUGUUGUAUAGACAACAGUAUCUGAUUAAAUCCAUAACGUAGCUUAAUCCGGUAUUAUACGGAAGGUUCCUUAAUACACCCAACUGCAACUAGUUUGAAAUUAUAACCUAAAUGACCUGUUAUGUCUCCAUGUCCGUACAAAAGAACACCCCAAGGUUCCUUCCUCGUACUUUCCUCAUCAUUCUCAGAUCUGCCUCCUCUCCAAUCUAUACAUUACAUAUAUAUUGAGCCUCCCUAAAAUUUCAGUAAAUCCUAAUCACAAACCUAUUUCCUUUGAAUUUCCUCACUUUUUCUUGUGAAUCAAGCAAAACACCCUUUCUAGGUUUCAAUCAAAUGGCGCAAAUGGACUUGGAAGGUUUGAGAGAGUUACAAGACUGCGCAAACUACCUCCUCGAUCACUGUCCAGAAGCAAGAGAGUCUCUGUGCCAACAAGGGAAGGAGAAAUGGAUCGAGCAAGUCUCUGAAGCUUCAGUAACAAUGUUAGACGUAUGUAACGUGUCGAAAGAUGUCAUGACACUCGUGAGACAUAGCCUGAAAGAGCUUCAACUCACUCUACGCUGCAACGAAUCAAACAUGCACGUGAAGAUCGCAGCGUAUAACAGGCACAGGAACAAGCUCAAGAAGGAGACACUCAAGUGCUUGAACACUCUAAAGAGUAUUAAAGGGGGAGGAAGAGGGACGUUGGUGAUGCAGAGGAUAGAGCAGAACCUUCUGUUUGUUGCAGAGGUUUUGAAAGAAGUGAGAAGAGCUAUUGUGACUAUGGUUGAGUCUCUGUUCUCGCUUGUGUGUAUUCCUUGGCUCGAGACAAAACAGAGCAAAAGGUCAAUGUCUUCAAUCUUUACGAUGAGGUUUUGCUGUUUGGAUGAUGUGUGGGACGAAAUAGCGGUGCAGAGCGCGAGUACAAGGUUGGAGGCUGCACAGAUCGCUGUUGAGGAGCUUGAGAUUGAGUUGGGGUGUAUUUUCCGGCGGCUGAUACAGACCAGAGUUUCACUUCUUAAUAUUAUUACAGCUAAGAUGUCUUCUGUUUGAUUUUACUUCUGGUAGACAAAAGCUGUAUAUACCUGUAAGAAUUAGAAUGAUUAGAAAAGACCAGAAGACAUUAUCAUCUUAUAAAGUUGUGAACAUAAAUCAAUUCAGAGAGUAACAAACACAUUAUUAUAAGUGGAUGUUAGUGGAGCUGAAUUUGUAAUGAUUGUCAAAAAUAUUAAAUUUUUAUGAUUGUUGGUCUAUAGAUUGAAUAAUUAUUGGUUUUAUCUUUGUUCAAUUAUAUAAAUAUAGUUAUUCAAAAA